Molecule: messenger RNA, 297 nt
Organism: Ambispora leptoticha
Lineage: Eukaryota; Fungi; Glomeromycota; Glomeromycetes; Archaeosporales; Ambisporaceae
Source: the annotation of a GenBank genome assembly
GUUAAAAAAAUAACGAUUGAGAAGGAUAAUCAAAUUGUCAGGCGUCUUGACAAAACAAGAAAGGAGUCAUUUCCAGAUCUGGCACUUGAAAAGUUAGAGAUGGAAAAGGAACGAAGGAAGGUUCUUAGGGAAGCUGCUAAUCAAAAAGAAAAAGAGAAACUUCAACAGGAGAAACAACGACGUGAAGAAGCUGAAAAAAGAUCAUAUGAAUCACUCUUUGCUUCGUCAAAUAUGCGAAGUAAUUGGCAGAAUACCGAUGUCAAGGAUAUAAAUGAGUGGGAAGAAGAUUUUAUGUGA